AUGAAAUCCAUUAUUAUUGCUAUUCUUGCCUGCAUUCUGAUUUAUGUAUCAGCCAUUGAUGACAAAUGUUUAAGUUGUAUUUGUAAAAUUGAAUCCAAUUGUCAACCACUUGGAUGUAAAUGGGAUGUUAAUUCAAAUUCAUGUGGCUAUUAUCAAUUGAAAAAAGCAUAUUGGCUCGAUUGUGGUAGCCCCGGUGGUGGUUGGGAGACAUGUUCAGCGAAUAAAGCCUGUGCCGACGGUUGUGUUCGAAAAUAUAUGACACGUUAUGCUAAGAAAUGUGUUGGUAGUCGAACACCUACUUGUCAAGAUUUUGCAAGAAUUCAUAAUGGUGGACCAACAGGAUGUACAAAAGCGGCUACUGUUGGCUAUUGGAACAAGGUCAAUGCAUGUUAUAAAUCUGGUUGA
Molecule: messenger RNA, 405 nt
Organism: Didymodactylos carnosus
Lineage: Eukaryota; Metazoa; Rotifera; Eurotatoria; Philodinida; Philodinidae
Source: the annotation of a GenBank genome assembly